Messenger RNA from Drosophila virilis, 698 nucleotides. It is a transcript of the gene Ripalpha, whose product is annotated as RPA-interacting protein alpha. Gene Ontology annotation, cellular component: nucleus. The record is from RefSeq and is a predicted model, not a curated record. Gene Ontology annotation, biological process: protein import into nucleus. NCBI's taxonomy places the organism in Eukaryota, Metazoa, Arthropoda, Insecta, Diptera, Drosophilidae.
UGAACAGCUGGGAUUGGUGGUGCUCGCCCGCGCAUUUCGCAUUCUGUGUCUAGCCUUCAUUUUUAUUGGUAUUAUUGGAAAUUUAAUAGAAUGCAGUGUCCCAGCAGUCCCGUCUACCAUACAAGUGUCGAGCAGAAACGGCACGCACAAAAUGUGGCUAAACAACAACGCUUGGGCAUGCCAAAAUUGCGUGAACUACUUCGGGAGAAAUGUCGUAUACGCAUUCUAAAUGCACGGAAGGACAAGGUCGAUGGCAAUCGGAAAAUGCAGUUGUCGGAGCUGGAAGACAUUUUGCGUUUAGAGCUCAACGAGCUGGAUCAGAAUUUACAAUUGGAGCAGCAUGUCUUUGAGGAGCUCCUCAGCGACGUCAACGAAUGGUAUGCCCUCCAGGAGCAGCACUUGGAAGCACUGUACACUGAGCUCGAUGCCGAAGCCAAUGUCCUUUCAUUAAUCUGUCCCGUAUGCUUGAUAAAGUCGAUGCAGCGCAUCAAAUCGCUGUACACAUGCGACUGCGGAGUACACUUUGAGCAUAGCGCAGAAAAGCCACAAUUGCAGGCACUGAUUCAGCAGAAGGUCAACGAGCAUGAACUCAGCUGCACCCAGGCGCUGCGCUUCUUCAUUGAAGCGGACUCUUCGAGCAGCCGUUUGUUUGCGAUGUGCGGUAGCUGUGAUUAUUUCUGCUCUGUUUAACAAAUAAU